CCAGACUCCCUGGGCCUCUGGGACUAGAGGUUACCUAAGGAGACUCAGGCAUUUGCUGGCCCUAAUGUCAGUCACGGCCAGCAUGGAGCCCGGCCCCUCCAAGGGGGUCACUGCACGGCCUGCCGGGGACCUUGGAGAGAUCCACAACUGGACUGAACUGCUCUACUUCUUCAACCACACUCUGCCCGAGUGCCGCAUUGAGCUCAGCGAGAACACCAAGCGUGUGGCCCUGUUCAUCCUCUACCUGGCCAUCUUCGUGGUGGGGCUGGUGGAGAACCUCCUGGUGAUCUGCGUGACCUGGCGCGGCGCGGGCCGGGCGGGGCUGCUGAGCCUCUACAUCCUCAACAUGGCCAUCGCGGACCUGGGCGUCGUCCUGUCUCUGCCCGUGUGGAUGCUGGAGGUCACGCUGGACUACACCUGGCUCUGGGGCAGCUUCUCCUGCCGCUUCACCCACUACUUCUACUUCGCCAACAUGUACAGCAGCAUCUUCUUCCUGGUGUGCCUCAGCAUCGACCGCUAUGUCACCCUCACCAGCGCCUCCCCCUCCUGGCAGCGCCACCAGCACAGGGUGCGGCGGGCAGUGUGCGCGGGUGUCUGGGUGCUCUCAGCUGUCAUCCCGCUGCCCGAGGUGGUCCACAUGCAGCUGGUGGAGAGCUCCGAGCCCAUGUGCCUCUUCAUGGCCCCUUUUGAAACCUACAACACGUGGGCCCUGUUGGUGACCCUGUCCACCACCGUCCUGGGCUUCCUGCUGCCCUUCCCUCUCAUCACGGCCUUCAACGUGCUGACAGCCUGCCGGCUUCGGCGGGCAGGGCGGCCUGAGAGCCGGCGCCACUGCCUGCUGGUGUGUGCCUAUAUAGCUGUCUUUGUCAUCUGCUGGCUGCCCUACCAUGUCACCCUGCUGCUGCUCUCACUGCACGAGACCCACAUCUCCCUCCACUGCUACCUGGCCCACCUGCUCUACUUCUUCUAUGACGUCAUCGACUGCUUCUCCAUGCUCCACUGCGUGGUCAACCCCAUCCUUUACAACUUUCUCAGCCCGAGCUUCCAGGGCCGGCUGCUGAGUGCUGUGGUCCAUUACCUUCCCAAGGUCCAAGCCGGGGCGGGGAGACGUGCCUCUUCUUCCUCCUCCACGCAGCAUUCCAUCAUCAUCACCAAGGAGGGCACCCAGCCCACUGCAGCAGGCCCCCAUCACCACCCCGGCCUGAACUUCCAGGCACCAAAUACCUCACCCAUCCCGGCUCCUCAAUCUCUUGUAGCCAGCUGAGGUAGAUUUUGGUGAAGUAGAACGCUGGAGGUGUAGAUCAUAGAAAAACAUCAAGGGACAUCCAUUCUGGGAGCAGACCUGGCAACAGUCAGUAGCAGGCACUGACAGAUGCUGUCCUUCCUCCUCGGUUCCCUGCAGAGGACAGGGAAGUGGGAAUUUUCCACUUCUGUCACAGGACAAGGUUCUGGUAUUCUUCUGUCAGUUCUCAUCCUUACACUUCUUUCUCCCUGACCUAGUCUUUUCAUAAUUUAUCUAUCCAGCAUCUUACUUCUAGUAACACUAUAUUGUUACUAUCUCUGGGAAACUAGGACCAUGUCCAUGAACAACUCUGACCUAAGUAAAAGCCUAAGAACAGGUUCAAGUCCAGCAGUUUCAAGUCCUUGGUCUCUCAAUCCUGCCUUUGGAGACUGAAGGGCCGCGGGGAGGUAACCACUGAGAGCCUCCGCCCUGCUCAGUGCUCAGUGUGUCUGGAAUGUUUAACUUGGAAUAAGUCACUGAACUGGAGCACUGUCUCCUCUGUUUUUAGAAAUUUGAAACUGCAUUCACCAGAUGCAUUAAACAUGUGCUCCAAAGGUGCCCGUUUGUGAGGAGCAUGGGGGCCAAUCUGCAUCUAUAAUCCCUCUGUUCACUGGGCCCAAACCUCAAAGAGUCUUAAGCUACAAACAACUGCUCAGUGGCACAAAGCUGAAAGCUUUUUCAACCAAGAGUCCAGGUUUAACCUGGGGCAGCAG
Molecule: messenger RNA, 1995 nt
Organism: Miniopterus natalensis
Lineage: Eukaryota; Metazoa; Chordata; Mammalia; Chiroptera; Miniopteridae
Gene: ACKR5
Product: atypical chemokine receptor 5
Biological process (GO): G protein-coupled receptor signaling pathway
Cellular component (GO): membrane
Molecular function (GO): G protein-coupled receptor activity
Source: RefSeq, a predicted model, not a curated record